This is a messenger RNA of Tauraco erythrolophus (red-crested turaco), 1200 nucleotides long. The record is from RefSeq and is a predicted model, not a curated record. NCBI's taxonomy places the organism in Eukaryota, Metazoa, Chordata, Aves, Musophagiformes, Musophagidae.
AUGGCCAACGGCGAUGGCCAAGAGGAUCUGGCCAAGGAAGUCCUGUCAUCGGUUCGCUUUGCCCUCAUGUCCGGCCGGGAACUGAAGAAGGUCUCGUCAGUCACUGCAGGGGUUGCUAACCCAAAGGUCCUCCACGAGCUCGUGGUAGCAAGUUUAGCACCCAUGGCCCAGCUGCCAUGCCGAGUGCGUUCCUUGCAAGAGGUGCUGGUGGUUUGUGGUGGAGACAAACUGACGGCCAACCUGGCUGCCCGCAAGCCCAGCAGACACCUCUGGUUUGCCCACCGCUACCUCAGUGCUGUGGGGCUGGUGAAGCAGGUGGAGUGGAGGGCACUGGGACAUUUCCCUGAUGGCCCACGCUUCCGCCAUGCUGUAACUGUGGUGGGCAACAUCCUCUACAUCCUGGGUGGAAAGCGCUACUACGGGGUCCAUGACACCCUGGCCAGUGUCUACAGGUACCAGCCUAUGGACGAUUCCUGGGAGCGCCUGGCCAGCAUGACCUGUGGGCGGAGCUACUUUGCUGCCGUGGCACUCGGGGAUUUUAUCUACGCCCUGGGGGGCUGCUCAGGGGAGCUCUACUGCACAGACACUGUGGAGUGCUAUGACCUGGCCAACGACACCUGGAGGAGGUGCCAGCCCCUGCCAAUGGCUCUGUGUGGGCACGCGGCGUGUGCCCUGGAUGGUGCCCUCUACGUGUCGGGAGGGUGUGAUGAGGCUUGCCAGUGCCAAGCAUCCUUGCUGCGCUACGUCCCGGGUGCACCUGCCAUACUCCUGGCCCCUAUGAAUGGCCAGCGAGCCGGCCACAUCAUGGAGGAGGCAGGUGGGCAGCUCUAUGUGGCUGGGGGGUUGUGCCAGCGGGACGGGCAGACUGGCUACAGGGACCAGCUGGCCUUUGAGGUCUACAGCCCCAAGCUGGAUAUCUGGGUCCUCCUCAGCCCCCUCCCCCAUGCCCAUGUAGUUGGGGGCGCAGCCGUGCUGGGAGGGGAACUGAUCGUACUGGGAGGGUAUAGUCAUGAGACCUACCGGGACACGCACUUGAUCCACGCCUACCAGCCGGGUGCCCGGCGCUGGAUCACCCGGGGCACCUUGCCCCAUGCCUAUACUGACCUCCAAGCCUGUGUCCUCACUGUACCCCCUGCCUUGCGUGGCCCCAGCUGCCUUGAGGAUGCCUCAAGGUCACCUGACACCCCCAAUAAUACUUAG